UGACAGUCUUCUAGAAUCUAUUCAGGUCUAAGCAGCCCAUUUCUUAGAGUUGACGUCAGUAAACAUAUGCCAGAUUUAACUUGAUAGUGAGACUUGAAGUUGAGUAAAAUUGUAUAGAGGUGUCAAAUGAGGUAGCGUGUUUUAUGUCUUUCUUAUCGGUUUUCUGCAACGUUUUGUAACAUGUUCGAAAAUUCGUAAUGAGUUAUUUUCUCGUUGAUAGUUUGCUAAAGAGAAAAAGUUUCGGCAGAAAAAGAAUUACAAUAUAGCUUCCGUUUUUAAGUGAAACUUUAACAAAAUGUCGCUCACAGAUUCAGUUUAUUGAUAGAAACAAUUAGUUUGUCGAGAAAAACAGCAGAAUUUGAGUAUAUAUAUUGGAUAAUUGAAGAGUAUCGCAUCUCCAGUCUUGGAAUUACAACAAACGUGAAGUAGGUCCUAUGCUAUUAAUGAGGACGAUUUUUCUACAACAAAAAGCAAAAUAUAUACACAAAAAAUGGGAAACAAGUACAUGAAGCACGCAUUUGCUUUUAUAAUGAAAGCUAUUGUGUAUAUCAUUCUUGGUCCUGCUAUCUUGAUAUAUUAUGGAUUUCUACGAUGCAUUCUUGCUUUGCAAAUACGAAGACUUGAAAUGAAAGGAUGCAAUGACACGCAAGGUUCUCUCGGUCGAUUUAGGCAAAGCACAAUCAUUGAACUCACUGAUGUAUCAAAUGCAGAAAAGCUAGAUUUCAAGAAAAAUCGAUCAAUGACAUACAUCGAUCAGGUCACUUCUGGAACGUUGUGGGAAAUUUCUAGGUUCGCAUGUGGGCGCCAAACAAUUCCUUUAGUCUCGAACCACGUGCUGCACCACGCUUUGUUCAAUUCACCAUUCAGUUACGGACUAGUAAAAGAAGAAAAUCCACUUUCAGAGGUUGCCUGGCAUUUUUCUUUAGAGGAAAUGGGGAAAUACAAACUGUUCCAGGAAUUUUAUUGGGAUGUUGAAGAAAUAAUGGUUUUGAAAUCUGGCAAGCUAAAUAUUCGUGAUCGUUCUGGAAAAAUUCACACACCAAGAUGCAAGACAUGGACUCUGGCAAAGGCGCACGCUCAGGUCCAGUUGACAUUCUUCGUGCCAGGAUUAUCACAUAAUCAUGUACACUUUGUUUUGCCGUCCGUAAUAGCUUAUGAAACCCGUAAAAAACUUCCCGAAACAUCGGUGUUACGACAGCUCAUUGAGCCACAUACGAGAUUCACUCAAUAUAUUAACCAUCAAGCUCUCAACAAAAGUAUUUCAUCCUGCAACACCAGAAGUUUUUCUGAUCGUCUGUUUCGCCCUUGGCUGUGCAUGCCAGUUGAUAACGAUGAAUUUAUUAAAGGAAUUGCGAAAAAGUGCGAGCAGUUUUACUCAAAAAAUACCUGCAUGGUUCCAAAGCUUGAAGAUGAUAUUCCAUAUCAAUCAUUUUUGAAAAUGUACUACGCCAUUUUUCACAAAUACGUCAGCGAUUUAGCACCAUUUCUCAAAAGCGAUUACGAGAUUUUACGAAAAGCAAUGGCGGAACAUAUUCCCGGAAUACUCAAUCAAAAUAUGAUCGAUGUUCUAGUUGGAUUUCUUUGGAACUCCGCUGUUGUUCAUUUCGCCGACCACGAAACGUAUCUUCAGCAAUGGGCACGAAAAUAUGGUUGCAUGGGCAUUCGAAUCCCUCUCGUGACACCGCAUGCUAAAGAUAAAGAAGUUGAAGUCAACACGAUAAGUUCGGGAAAAAUCAACGGAUCUUUCAACUCAGACUGCAUUUCUGCAUAUAAGAAAAAUCACCAAAACAGCAACGAUGUCAUUAUUGAAACAUACCAUUAUUCAAAAGAAGAUGGUUCACGAUUUUUCCGUUCAAUUGACAUAUGCAGGACGAGAUGUUUUUUACGUACGUUUGUGCAGUACAAUGAAAAUCCGAAAGUCAAUAUGAAACUAUUUGAUACUGAGUAUGCCUUUACGGACUCGGCGGUGAAACGUACUGCUGCCAACUUUUUGAUGGAGUUACGCGACCUGAGCUCAAUACAGCGACAGCGGGGCGAGGCAAUUGUGAAGGGUGAAAAUUUCAUACGAAGCGUCUGUUUCUGAAGAUGACACAAUGUAGCUUUCACACGAGAACAAACAAGUUCCGAGCGUACGCUGCUCGUCGUAGUCUGGAAAUGGGAGUGCAGCUAUAUUCUGGAAUGAUCAAUCAGAAUCAAUGAUUGACACUGACAGAAUAGAAUCAUUCAAACUGGCACUUUCGACAUCCCAUAGAUAAAAAAUGCCUGUUGAGGGCUAACCUAAUAAAUGUAUUUUCUUGCCACAAAAAGCCAGCAAUUAUUGACAACAAGUGAUCGUUAGAGGCAGCGUGUAUGUGUGUAUAUAUAUAUGCUUAUUGCUUACCUAUUUGUGAUGCAAAAUGCUGAAUGAAUAUAAAAUAAAUUAACGAGUUUAAAUACAAUAUACACGGAACUGUGAGUAAUAUA
Molecule: messenger RNA, 2463 nt
Organism: Styela clava
Lineage: Eukaryota; Metazoa; Chordata; Ascidiacea; Stolidobranchia; Styelidae
Source: RefSeq, a predicted model, not a curated record